Alternaria atra is the source of this 1389-nucleotide messenger RNA. RefSeq lists its product as uncharacterized. The record is from RefSeq and is a predicted model, not a curated record. The transcript has a single exon. Gene Ontology annotation, molecular function: protein binding. NCBI's taxonomy places the organism in Eukaryota, Fungi, Ascomycota, Dothideomycetes, Pleosporales, Pleosporaceae. The coding region runs from base 1 to 1389 and encodes 462 amino acids.
AUGUCCACUGACGUUCCACGCAAAUCUGGCUUCGAUGUUCUUCCCAAUGAACUUGUUAUCAGCAUUAUCGAGCGCAUGCCGAACGACAACGCUAAGGAUAUAUGCAAUCUAAGCCUGACUAGCCGUCGCAUGUACACGCUUUCGGUCGAUCAUCUAUACCAAAGUCUCCUAGUACGACGGCCGUGGCCACUCCUGCGUACGUUAUGGUCGAGCCCCGAGCUUGCAAACCGAGUCCGGGACAUUACGUGGAGGCACAACUUCAACGAGCAUGACGAUACCGAGGAAAACCAAGCAGUCCUAUCUAACUGCAUGAAGACGUUGGAGUUGUCUCGCCAGAACGGGUUGAUCUGUGAUGUUACUGGGCUUCAGCGCGACCAUGAGUUCAUCGAAAUACUCCUAAUGUUCACUCCGCAUCUCCGUACACUUGUUGUCGCAGACAGAGCCUCCUGGCCGGAUGGCGAAUACUGGUUCAAAACAAUCGCAAACAAUCCAGCUCGGUUCAUGCAUCUGAGAAGCAUAAACAUACACGGUCCACUAUCGGUGGAAGCCAUAGCAUACCUGUUCCUCCUUCCCUCACUUCGCGACCUCAUCGCUUCAGAUCUGAUUAUUCCCAGGCGCACCGGCGGCAAACAUGUUUGGGACAAAGAGAUUCCGCUUAGAACGGUGUUAGACCCCGGUUCGUCUCAAAUUGAAAAGAUCACGUUGAAACGAUCCGUUGUGGAGGUGCCGACACUAAAAUACUUCACCGAAGCUUGCAGAGAGUUGAAGAGCUUCGCUUACGAACAAGAUAUCAACAACGACCAACGCAGCAUGUAUCCUCAAAGUCUCUUGGCGACGUUUGGCGGGCUUUCAGCAGCUUUUAUUCUCAACCGCACAACACUUGAGCAUCUCUCCAUCCGGGGUGACCAUCAGAUGCUUCACCAGGUGCACGUACUGCAGGUGGCGCGAUUGGCUUCGAGUAUGUCAAACCUACGUUCGCUGGACAUGGGCCUGAUAACACAUGACGACGACCCAAUACAGUGCACCUCCGAUUUUGUGGCAAAAAUGGUACGCCUUCUUCCGGCAACACUUGAAGAAAUGAGCUUUGAGGUUGACUGGCAAGAGCACUGGGGCGCAAAGGGGUGGGAGGGCCCGACAGAGAUGCUACGCUGUCUCGCUGAUAUCGCUCCUUCGAAGCUGUCCUUGAAGAGAGUCUCUGUGGUGGACUGGCCACCUUUCUUGGGUCAUUUUCCGCCAGAUUUCGCGCAGCUGCACCAGUGUUUUGCGGAGCAGAAGAUAGAUUUCAUAUCCAUUCCCGCCAACAUUGAGGGACCGGAUCCGCUGCAGUUGUUGGACUUUGUAGAGCCGGGGUGGGUGUUUGUGCAAGUCGCUGCUGCGGAGUACGCGUAA